Adineta ricciae is the source of this 1752-nucleotide messenger RNA. Lineage: Eukaryota; Metazoa; Rotifera; Eurotatoria; Adinetida; Adinetidae. The record is from the annotation of a GenBank genome assembly.
AUGAAUCCUCGAGUUUUCGAUUUUGCAGCAAAUGAUGAUAAUAUCUCUCCAAUAUAUGGUUAUUUGGAUUCUCCUUUGUUAACACUCGAAGACGCUGUAAAACCAAUAAGUUCACAAAUUCCAUUCCUAAACGCCAGCGUAACCUAUGCUCUCGAUAAAUGUCGAUUUCCCUCUGACGGUCUCACUCAAAAUCAAUCUGCAUCUAUAUAUCUUUAUACGAUGGAAGAUCCGAAAAUAUAUCAGCGUUUAAACCGUGCGAUUCAAGACAAGAAUCGAUCGAAGUUAAAACCAUGGUUUCCUUAUAUGAAGUUAUUUCAUACGGCUUUGGAACGUUUACCGUCAACGUCAACAAUGGUUGCUCGCGGAGUCAACCAAAAUUUGACAGCCGAUGUGAAUCUCUACAAACCAGGCAAAACAUUCUACUGGUGGCGUAUCACUUCGUGCAGUACCGCCCUCGAUGUUGCUCUGCGUUUUGCAGAGACAACCGAAACACAAAGAACAUUUUUCAUAAUCAAAUGUACCAACGGCAAGAAGGUAGCAAACCACUCCUCGUUUCCUGACGAAGCCGAAAUUAUUCUUAUGCCUGGAACAUUUCUACAAGUUACUGCUGGUCCUAUUUUACAAGACAACGGUAGCAUGUACAUAAUUCAUCUUCAAGAGAGUUCUUCUAAAGCGUUAAAAUCUCCAUCACCACAUUUACCGUCUGUAUUCCUCACUACCAGUGUGUCCUUGUCCAAAGUAAAGAGCACAGCGUCACCAGUUCAACAAUCCCAGCCAAUAAAACUUCCAUCUAUUAAAUCAUCGAUUGCCUCAGCAGCAUCAGCGAACUCCAGUACACAAAAAGUGACACAAACGUAUUCAAAUGGAAACACUUAUUCAGGUGAGAUGUUAAAUGGAACACAGCACGGUCGUGGUGUGUAUACUUGGAUCAGUGGUGAUCAGUAUGAUGGAGAGUGGAAAGAGGGUGUUCGUACUGGGUACGGAAUCUAUAAGUGGCCUAGUGGUGACGUUUACAAAGGAAAUUGGGUUCAAGGAAAUAUGGAAGGAAAAGGAAAAAAGACCUAUGCCGGUGGUGGUUACUAUGACGGUAACUGGAAAAAUGACUCGUUUAAUGGAUAUGGUGUUCGAAAGUGGGCUAGUGGAUACAAGUACAAAGGGAAUUGGUUAGAUAGUGAAAGACAUGGUCAUGGAUCGCAGACUUUUGACAAUGGGACAUACACUGGUGACUGGGUGAAGGGUAAUCGAGUGGGACAUGGUACUUACACAUGGAAGAGUGGAGAUGUAUAUGAUGGAGAGUGGAAAGAUGAUGUUCGUACUGGGUACGGAAUCUAUAAGUGGCCUAGUGGUGAUGUUUACAAAGGAAAUUGGGUUCAAGGAAAUAUGGAAGGAAAAGGGAAAAAGACCUAUGCCGAUGGUGGUUACUAUGACGGUAACUGGAAAAAUGACUCGUUUAAUGGAUAUGGUGUUCGAAAGUGGGCUAGUGGAUACGAGUACAAAGGGAAUUGGUUAGAUAGUGAAAGACAUGGUCAUGGGUCGCAGACUUUUGACAAUGGGACAUACACUGGUGACUGGGUGAAGGGUAAUCGAACAGGACACGGAGUUUACAAAUGGAAAACUGGUGUUUAUUUUGACGGACAAUGGAUGGAAAAUAAGAUACAUGGCACAGGUAAAAAGUACGAUACUGAUGGAGCUAUUGAGCAGCAAGUAUGGGAAGACGAUCGUUUGAUUUCAUCAAUUACUUUAAGAAAAUAA